CCCGCAAAGAGCGACAUUGAUUUCCGCAACCGCAAGUCAAAGUGGCGUCUCUUCCCUUCAGGUUCAAAGCAGGCGGUAACAGCAACAUGGCCCCCAUUGUUGCCCAACAGCACCACCACCGCAGCACCACGAAGCAGGCCCAGAAACCCUUCAAGUCCCGCCAUGCCAGCAAGAGUUCGCUGAAGGAGCAGUCAAAAGGCAAAGUAGAAAGCUUCGAACGAGGAAGCCGAAAGACGCCGCACCAGCACGUCAUGUCGAAAUUUGACCGCCGAAAUCGCGCGAAGCAGAUGCGCCUGAACAAAGAUCACGAGCACGCGAGAGCGACAAACAUAUUUGCUGGCAAGGAUGGAGCACCAAGGAUGGUUGCUGUCGUACCGCUCUGUGGGGACGUCUCUGCCGCCGCCGCUGUACGAAGCCUGAACACCUGCUUGGAGAUCGAAGAGGAGGUGCCAGAGGCCGGAUGGACGCGGACAAACGUCGACCGAUUCAAGCAGAAGCUCCAAUACCUGGUCGUGCAACGCGACCUACUGGCAUCGUUGGAUGCUUGCCGAGUAGCCGACUUCGUGAUUUUUGUGCUGUCCGGGCAAGAGGAGGUUGACGAAGAAGGCGAGUUGAUAUUGAAGGCAGUUGAGAGCCAAGGAAUCUCGAAUUGCUUUACCGUUGUACAAGCGCUCGACUCAAUCGAACCCGCAAAACGGAGGCCGCAGGUCAUUUCGUCGCUAAAGUCCUAUAUCACGCACUGGCUACCGUCCACGGAGCGUGUUUUCUCCCUCGAUUCCAGACAAGAAGCCUCCAACCUUGUCCGUUCACUCUGCACCACAACAACCAAAGGGGUCAAAUGGCGCGAGCAAAGAAGUUAUAUGUUCGUCGAGGAUAUUGAAUGGCCUCAGGGCAAAUCUGCUGUCACGGAAGAUGGAACUGGCGAAGUCGUUCUGACGGGAAUUGUGAGGGGCCAGGGGCUGAAGGCGGACAGACUUGUUCAGGUUGGAGACUGGGGCGAUUUCCAGGUCGACAAGAUCACAGCAGCGCCUCUCGAAGUCCGGAAGAAAGGAAAAGAAGAGAGCAUGGUCAUCGAUUCGGAGGGUGACAAUGUGUUGGAAAGGCCAAGCGACGAUCAAGAUGAUCUAGCGGAGCUUGCUCCCGAGGAGACGAUCAUGGAGGACGCGAUCAGCUACGCCCCGUCCAUGGCACCUUCCGAGCGAAAAGGAGUCCUGUUAGACGACCACCACUACUUUUCAGACGAAGAGGAGGAAGAAGCACCGGCGCGCCGGAAGCGGCUGCCGAAGGGGACCAGCAAGUACCAAAGCGCAUGGUAUAUUGAUGAUGUGUCUGACUCCGGCUCCGAUCUGGAAGACUUUGACAUGGAAGACGUGGAAGAACAAGGCAAGAGCGAGACGUUCGAUCCUGCGGAUGGCGUGGAAGGUAUGGACGUCGAUGGCCGAGCAAUGACGGAGGGCGGUCCCUCGGAAUAUCCGCAGUCAGAGAUGUUUCUCGACCCGUCACCAGAGGACGAGGCGGAGCAGAUCGAGGCUUAUCGGAAGUCGAGAAAGGCGGAGGAAGAAGAGGAUCUAGAGUUCCCGGACGAGAUUGAACUUCAUCCCAACGUCAAUGCGCAAGAGCGCCUCAUCAGAUACCGUGGGCUGAAGAGCUUGAAGACCAGCGUAUGGGAGACUGAGGAGGAUAAGCCAUACGAGCCUGACGAAUGGCCUCGUCUACUUGAGAUUUCGGACUACAAACGAACAGCGACAAAGUUCAUGCGCGAGGCUUGGGCAGGUGGCGUCAGGCCUGGUACAAGGGUCAAUGUGCAUCUUCGUGGUGUCCCGCUCACAUUGCAAGGCUCGAGGCCGAUGGCGCUAUUUUCUUUGCUUCGCCAUGAGCACAAGAGGACCGUGUGCAACUACAGCAUACUCCUCAGCUCAGAAUACGAAGGACCCAUCAAGUCGAAGACGGAAAUGAUCGUCCAGUGCGGACCCCGACGGAUGGUCAUCAAUCCUCUCUUCUCCCAAGCAGGAAAUACCCCCAACAACGUCCACAAGUUCGACCGCUUCCUGCACCCAGGCCACUCAUCAAUCGCCACCUUCAUCGGCCCUCUAACCUGGGGCAACGUCCCUCUUCUCUACUUCCAACGCAAAACUACCUCGUCAUCUUCCGGCGCCGAAUCCAACGUCCAGCCAACCGUCUCUUCACCAACCUCCACCCUCCGCCUCAUCGCAACCGGCACCUCGCUCCCUCCCUCCCUCAACCGCGUCAUUGCCAAACGCAUCGUCCUCACCGGUCACCCCUACAAGAUCAACAAGCGCGUCGUCACCGUGCGCUACAUGUUCUUCAACGACAAGGACGUCAAGUGGUUCAAGAGCCUGCCGCUAUGGACGAAGAGGGGUAGGAGCGGGUUUAUUAAGGAGAGUUUGGGUACGCAUGGCUACUUCAAGGCGAGCUUUGAUGGGAAGAUUAAUCCCAUGGAUGCUGUAGCUGUGAGUCUUUAUAAGAGGGUUUGGCCGAGGGCCGCAAGGAUGUGGCAGCCGUAGGGUAGGAGCGGGGCAUGCGAACUUGCUGCGCGGUGGUAUGCAUGGUAUAGAUGAUACCUCUAUAGAGCAUUAAAAUGGUGAAGGCGUUUGUGUUUCAUGUUGAGGGUUUGAUUGCUGUUACGUGCUGGACUAGAU
Molecule: messenger RNA, 2660 nt
Organism: Trematosphaeria pertusa
Lineage: Eukaryota; Fungi; Ascomycota; Dothideomycetes; Pleosporales; Trematosphaeriaceae
Product: DUF663-domain-containing protein
Exons: 3
Coding region: 87-2525 (812 amino acids)
Biological process (GO): ribosome biogenesis; maturation of SSU-rRNA from tricistronic rRNA transcript (SSU-rRNA, 5.8S rRNA, LSU-rRNA); endonucleolytic cleavage of tricistronic rRNA transcript (SSU-rRNA, 5.8S rRNA, LSU-rRNA)
Cellular component (GO): nucleus; preribosome, small subunit precursor
Molecular function (GO): GTPase activity; U3 snoRNA binding; GTP binding
Source: RefSeq, a predicted model, not a curated record